Messenger RNA from Rhodotorula toruloides NP11, 2985 nucleotides. Its product is annotated as calcium-transporting ATPase. The transcript is spliced from 12 exons. Gene Ontology annotation, biological process: intracellular calcium ion homeostasis; calcium ion transmembrane transport. Gene Ontology annotation, cellular component: membrane. Gene Ontology annotation, molecular function: ATP binding; P-type calcium transporter activity; ATP hydrolysis activity. Lineage: Eukaryota; Fungi; Basidiomycota; Microbotryomycetes; Sporidiobolales; Sporidiobolaceae. Bases 1 to 2985 code for a protein of 994 amino acids. The record is from RefSeq and is a predicted model, not a curated record.
AUGGCCGGACUCGCCCACACGCAGACCGCCGACUCGCUCGCCCAGCAACUCCACGUCGCGCUUGACACGGGUCUCACGGCGAGCCAGGUCGAGAAGAAUCAGCGCAAGUAUGGCAAGAACGUGCUUCCGGAAGAGCCUUCUCCACCGCUGUGGGAGCUCAUCCUCGAGCAGUUCAAGGACCAGCUCGUCCUGAUCCUUCUCGCCUCGGCCGGAAUCUCGCUCGUCCUGGCGUACCUCGAGGAGGGCGAGGACAAGGCGACCGCCUACGUCGAGCCAAUCGUCAUCCUCGCCAUCUUGAUUGCAAAUGCAUGGGUCGGUGUUGUACAGGAGACGAACGCCGAAAAGGCCAUCGAGGCCUUGAUGGAGUACUCGCCUGACGAAGCCAAGGUCAUUCGCGACGGACGAGUGCAGAAGAUUCACGCCGUCGACCUCGUUCCGGGCGAUGUCAUCUCGCUUGCGGUGGGCGACAAGGUCCCUGCCGACAGCCGCGUCGUCAGCAUCAGCUCGGCGAGCUUUACGAUCGACCAGGCGCUGUUGACGGGCGAGAGCUACAGCGUGAGCAAGUCGACUGGUGUCGUCAAGGACGAGAAGGCGGUCAAGCAGGACAUGGUGAACAUGCUCUUCUCGGGCACGACAGUCGUCACGGGCAAGGCGCAGGCGCUCGUCGUUGCUACCGGCACACAGACCGCCAUCGGCGACAUCCACACCUCGAUCACCUCGCAGAUCAGCGAGAAGACGCCGCUCAAGCAGAAGGUCGACGACUUUGGCGAGCAGCUCGCCAAGGUUAUCGCCGUCAUUUGUGUCCUCGUCUGGGUCGUCAACUUCCGCAACUUCAACGACCCGUCGCACGGCGGUCUCGUCAAGGGCGCGAUCUACUACUUCAAGAUCGCCGUCGCCCUUGCUGUUGCCGCCAUUCCCGAGGGUCUUCCCGCCGUCAUCACGACCUGCCUCGCGCUCGGAACGAAGAAGAUGGCUCGCAAGAACGCCAUCGUUCGCUCGCUCCCGUCCGUCGAGACGCUCGGCAGCACCAACGUCAUCUGCUCGGACAAGACUGGAACCCUCACGACCAACCAGAUGAGCGUUGCGAGGGUCUCGGUCGUCGAGAACGGCUCGCUCAAGCAAUUCGAGGUCGAGGGCACAACCUACGCUCCGGUCGGCAGCCUGCUCGAGCCGAACGGCGCCAAGGUCGACUCGCAGACCCUCGCCCGCCCCGCCUUCGCCCGCCUGGCCGAGAUCGCGUCGCUCUGCAACGACGCCAAGAUCGCCUACUCGGAGAAGGACAACAGCUACGCGAGCGUCGGCGAGCCCACCGAGGCUGCCCUCCGCGUUCUCGUCGAGAAGAUCGGCUCUGCCGCCGUCAACUCGUCGCUCUCGUCGCUGUCCGCCCAGGCUCGCGUCAACGCCGUCAACACGGACAUCGAGUCGCGCUUCGCCCGCCUCCUCACCUUCGAGUUCUCCCGGGACCGAAAGUCGAUGUCGGUCCUUGUGCGCGAGAAGAACGCCUCGACCGCUGCGCUCUUCGUCAAGGGUGCUCCCGAGUCGGUACUCGAGCGCUGCGACUUUAUCGAAACCGGAUCAUCUCGUCAGCCGCUCACUCAGCAGCUCCGCGACGAGAUCAACAAGACGGUCCUCAGCUACGGCUCACAGGGUCUCCGCACUCUCGCGCUCGCCUACGUUGACGACGUCGACCCCGACGCCGACCACUACCACACCGACUCAUCGUCGAAGUACAUCGCCUUCGAGCAGAAGAUGACCUUUGCCGGUCUCGUUGGCAUGCUCGACCCGCCCCGCCCCGAGGUCCGCGGUGCGAUCGAGAAGUGCAAAACGGCUGGUGUCCGCGUCGUCGUCAUCACCGGCGACAACAAGAACACGGCCGAGACGAUCUGCCGGCAGAUUGGCGUCUUUGGCGACUCGGAGGACCUGACGGGCAAGAGCUACACGGGCAAGGAGUUCGAUGCGCUUUCGCAGCAGGACAAGGUGACGGCCGUCAUGAACGCCAGCCUGUUCAGCCGCACCGAGCCGGGACACAAGCUCCAGAUCGUCGAGCUCUUGCAGGAGCAGGGUCUCGUCUGCGCGAUGACCGGAGACGGCGUCAAUGAUGCACCUGCGCUCCGUCGCGCUGCCAUCGGUAUUGCGAUGGGGUCCGGCACUGACGUCGCCAAGCUCGCGUCCGACAUGGUCCUCGCCGACGACAACUUUGCUAGUAUCGAGGCCGCCAUCGAGGAAGGUCGCUCAAUCUACGAGAACACCAAGCAGUUCAUCCGUUACCUCAUUUCGUCCAACAUCGGCGAAGUCGUCAGCAUCUUCCUCACGGUCCUCCUUGGCAUGCCCGAAGCGCUUCUCUCCGUCCAGCUCCUCUGGGUCAACCUCGUCACCGACGGUCUCCCUGCAACCGCUCUCGGCUUCAACCCUCCCGACCAUUCCAUCAUGCGCCGCCCGCCUCGCUCGGCGAAGGAGCCGCUCAUCAGCGGAUGGCUCUUCUUCCGUUACCUGAUCAUCGGCAUCUACGUCGGCUGCGCAACCGUCUUUGGCUACGCCUGGUGGUUCAUGUUUUACAAGGGCGGCCCGCAGAUCUCAUGGUACCAGCUUACGCACUUCCACAACUGCUCGGAGCUGUUCCCCUCGAUCGGCUGCGACAUGUUUGCGAACGAGAUGGCCAAGCGCGCGACGACGAUCUCGCUGUCCAUCCUCGUCGUCAUCGAGAUGUUCAACGCCCUCAACUCGCUCGCCGAGAACGAAUCGCUUCUCACCCUUCCCCCGUGGCGCAACAUGUACCUCGUCGGCGCGAUCGCCCUUUCGAUGGCGCUUCACUUCAUGAUCCUCUACGUCCCCUUCUUCGCCACCCUCUUCCAGAUCACGCCUCUCAACCUAGACGAAUGGAAGGCCGUCGUCGCCAUCUCCUUCCCCGUCAUCCUCAUCGACGAGGCGCUCAAGCUCAUCUCGAACGCCUUUGUCGCCCCUCCUGCCAAGCAGAAGACGGAGUAG